Messenger RNA from Ochotona curzoniae (black-lipped pika), 806 nucleotides. Its product is annotated as dnaJ homolog subfamily C member 5B-like. Lineage: Eukaryota; Metazoa; Chordata; Mammalia; Lagomorpha; Ochotonidae. The record is from RefSeq and is a predicted model, not a curated record. Bases 36 to 638 code for a protein of 200 amino acids. The transcript has 5 exons.
CUCCAUCUUCAGAUUGCUGACUAUAGCCUGACAAAAUGGCGUGCGAUACACCUUACCAGCGGCAGCGGACUGUGUCAACAACUGGAGAAACUCUGUAUGAAAUUCUUGGUCUGCAUAAGGGAGCAUCACAUGAAGAAAUUAAGAAAACCUACAGAAAAUUGGCCCUGAAACACCAUCCAGACAAGAAUCCAGGUGAUCCUGUUGCUGCUGAGAAGUUUAAAGAAAUCAACAACGCCCACACAAUACUGACGGACAUGUCGAAGAAGAACAUAUAUGACAAGUAUGGGUCCCUGGGACUCUAUGUGGCUGAGCAAUUUGGAGAAGAAAAUGUGAAUACCUACUUUAUGCUGUCAAGCUGGUGGGCAAAGGCUCUGUUCAUCAUCUUUGGCCUCCUGACAGGCUGCUAUUUUUGCUGCUGCCUGUGCUGCUGCUGCAAAUGCUGCUGUGGGCACUGCCAGCCAAAAUCAUCGACGCCUUCAGAAGAAACCUUCUACAUGUCCACGGAGGACCUGGAGAUGCAGAUCCAGAUCGAUGCAGAGAAAGAAAUGGAUUUCCCAAUUGUUCUCCAGCCCACAAAUGCAAGUGAGAAGACACAGCUAAUCAAAGAAGGACCUAGAAGUUACUGCACGGACUCUUGAUAAGGAGCUCACUGAGGGUCCAAGGAGCCUCCUCUCGGUCCAGCUAGGUCUCCAGGUGAUCAAGGAGAUGGAGGGGCGAAUGAAAUGCUGUGAACUUUUCCACACUUGUAUUUUAUUUUUAUGUUAGAGAAAGAUGAUUGCUAUAUGACUUUCUCAGUAUGCAGACCU